UUGACCUUAGCCCUACUCUCAAAGACGAAGUCAGGUCAACAUUAGAAACACGCAUCUCUAGCAAAAUAUAAACUCGAAUUUAACAAUGCCUUGGUGAUAUGCACUAGAAUUAAUUUACAAAACUUAAAAGCCGUUUUUUUAAAGUGCUUUUAAUUUUUGUCAUACAUUAGGCGUAGAUCUAGUCUAUUUAUCAAGCUAGAUCUCUAGAUCUAUUUGUUGACCUUUAGGUUAUUCGCAUUUCCUACUAAAAGUACACACGUGUUUUGUCGUCGAUCGUUACAUAAACCGAAAAGCGAACUGUUGACUGUUGGGCAACGUGAACGCGACUGUGAAGUGAAAUAAUUCUGUUGGCUUUAGACUAUGGCUGGAAUAACUGCAUCCGACGAUCAUCAAGAAGCCGGGCAGAAAUGUGGCACUUCUAAUAAAACACAGGAGAUCUUAACCAACGGUCAUGUUGAUGUUGAAACCAUGAAAGAUAAAAUUAUUGAGCAAGAAGUGAAAGAGGAAAAAGAUGAAGCAGAAAGUGAGAAAGAUAAAGAUGGAGAGAAAGAGUGUGAUGAUGAGGACAAAGACAAAGAAGUUUUACUCAUCCAAGACAGUGGCUUCAGUGUCUUCAUUGCUGCCCCAAACAUUGAACCAUUUGAAUUGCCAGUGAGCUCUAUGGAACUUGUGCAGGAAAUUCAUCAAAUUUUAAUGGACAGAGAGGACACUUGCCAUCGCACUUGUUUUUCCCUGCAGCUUGAAGGGGUAACGAUGGACAACUUUUCAGAACUGAAAUCCUAUGAAAACCUGAAAGAAGGCUCUGUGAUUAAAGUUGUUGAAGAGCCUUACACAGUCCGUGAAGCAAGAAUCCACGUCCGUCAUGUCAGAGACCUGAUGAAAUCUGUGGAUCCUGCUGAUGCUUAUAAUGGAGUGGAUUGUGCUUCACUGUCAUUCUUAAAUACUAUUACACUUGGAGACAUUUUGGAUAAGAAACGUAGUAAACCAGAUUCAGUGGACUGCACACCACCUGAUGCCAUCAUUCCCAACUCUAAAGAUAGACCACUUCUUCCUUUACAUCCUGGUGUCAAAGAUCAAAAGGCUAUUCGUUGUUUGAAAGUUUUAACUUACAGUGGUUGGAAUCCUCCACCAGGCAACAGACGAAUGCACGGGGACCUGUUGUACUUGCAUGUUGUUACACUGGAGGACAAACAUUAUCACAUCACUGGCUGCACUCGAGGCUUUUAUCUCAACCAAUCUACAGAAGAUGAGUUCAACCCAAAACCUGCUCAACCCAAGUACUUGUCACAUUCACUGAUUGAUAUUCUCAAUCAGAUAAGUCCUUCGUUCAAGCGACAUUUCUCUAUGCUGUUGAAGAAAAGGGGACAGAAGCAUCCCUUUGAAAGAGUCCCUUCCCCGUACCAGGUCUAUGCCUGGAUGGCCCCACAGCCUGAUCAUCAGAUUGAUUAUAUCAGAGCUGAAGAUGCAUUUUCCACAAGAUUGGGUUACGAGGAGCACAUUCCUGGCCAGACCAGAGAUUGGAAUGAAGAAAUACAGACCACCAGAGAAUUACCAAAAGGAAAUUUAGCUGAGAGGCUUUUAAGAGAAAGGGCUAUUUUUAAGGUUCAUAGUGAUUUUGUUGCAGCAGCCACACGUGGUGCUAUGGCUGUAAUAGAUGGCAAUGUAAUGGCUAUCAAUCCUGGGGAAGACUCCAAAAUGCAGAUGUUUAUCUGGAACAACAUUUUCUUCAGCCUUGGAUUUGAUGUCAAGGAUCAUUAUAAAGACUUUGGUGGAGAUGCUGCUGCUUAUGCUGCACCUGUGAAUGAUCUACAAGGUGUUAAAGCUUAUUUCAAUCUGGACCCAGAUGGUCUGUACACACUUGGCACUGUUGUAGUUGACUACAGAGGAUACCGCAUCACUGCUCAGUCCAUCAUUCCUGGUAUUUUGGAAAGAGAGCAAGAACAGUCUGUGGUGUAUGGGUCUGUAGAUUUUGGCAAGACUGUGGUCUCAAGUGAGAAGUACAGAGAUUUGCUUCAGAAAACUGCAGCAGCUUUGAAAAUUAGACCCCACAAGGUACUGAAUGACAAAGGUGAAGCAGUGGAAUUGUAUUCAUCUGUUGAAUGCAAGGGAAUAAUUGGCAAUGAUCAGAGACACUACAUUCUGGACCUUUUGCGUACAUUCCCUCCAGAUGCUAAUUAUUUAAUAGUGGAGGGUGAGGAGCUGUCUGAGUUUAUGAAAGGUCAAGGUUAUCCAAGAAGACACAGACACAAGCUUCCUUGUUUAAGACAAGAAUUGAUUGAAGCCUUUACUGAGAGUCGCUACUUGGCUUUUGUAAAGCAUGCAGCACUUCACUUCCAAGCUUUGCACAAGAUUCAAAAAAAGAAUGAGGAUUCUACAGCUGUAGAGAAUGGUCAUGGUUGUGAUGAGAAUAAAAAUGAAAUAGAGGAAGAGGAGUUGACAGAGGAAGCCAAGAAGUUGGUGGAGACAAUGACUGGACAGGAGAGGCUACGUAAGACGGCAGAAGAUGAUACCAAAGAAAUCGUUAGCAAGGCUGCUCAGGCUGCUGGGUCCAUGUCUGAUACAGAGUUUAGCAUUACCUUCAACACUGAUGUCUUUCAACCUCAUGUUCGACAUGCUGAGCCAGAGAGUGAAAUGUUUAAGAAAGAAAAAGAGUUGGUUAAGAUGGCUUCCCAGCAUAUUGUUGCCAGCCAACUCCCUCUCAUGAUCAAUGACUUCUUGGAACACACUUCCUCACCAGUGGAUGGCAUCACGCUUACUGAAUCUAUGCAUGCUAGAGGCAUCAAUGUUCGUUAUCUUGGUAAGAUUGCAGAGACCCUGGCCAAAUAUCCAACUUUGUCCUAUGUGUAUACUAUCGCCAUUGGUGAAUUGAUCUGUAGGUCAGUGAAACAUUUGUACAACCAUUACAUGCAAGGAGUUGACAUGAUGAAUACAGCUGCAGCUAUCAGCCACUUCUUCAACUGUUUCCUGGGUUCCUAUCCCAACCCUCACCUCCAAGUCAUUGCAGAGGAGACCAAAAAUGCUAAAAGAAAAAGUAAGAGAAGAAACAAGCACAGUGUCUUGUACAGCAUUGAAAAUACUGAAUGGACAUCGGAAACACCCAAAAGCUUGUGGAAGAAAAUAGUGGAUGAAGCAUAUGAUUACUAUGGUUACACACUUGAGUGUGAUGGUAUUGAUGGUGCCUUGGAACAAUAUGGCUGCCAGAGAGUUGCCUUGCUGCGUUCAAUUUGUUUGAAAGUAGGUGUUCAGAUUCAGCUAAGAGAGUAUGCCCUGGAGAACAGAGGUCGAUCCAUUUUCUCAGAGGAUGAUAUUGUUAAUGUCUUCCCAAUCGUCAAACACAUCAGUCCAAGGGCUACAGAUGCCUUCCACUUCUUCUCAAGUGGACAGAACAAGAUCCAGCAAGGACUCCUCAGGGAAGGUUAUGAGCUGAUCAGUGAGGCCCUCAACCUUUUGAACAAUGUGUAUGGCGCCAUGCAUCCUGAAAUAGCAGCCUGCCUGCGUCUUUUGGCUAGGCUGAAUUACAUUUUGGGAGAAUUUGGGGAGGCUAUGUCUUACCAGCAGAGAGCUGUUUUUAUGAGUGAAAGGGUUUUAGGGGUGGAUCAUCCAAACACUAUUACUGAAUAUGCACACCUAGCUUUGUAUUGUUUUGCUAACAGUCAAGUGACCAGUGCCUUGAGAUUAAUGUACCGUGCCCGUUAUUUAGCCAUAAUAUGUCAUGGAGAGAAUCAUCCUGAAGUUGCCUUGAUAGAUAGUAAUAUUGGUUUGAUUCUUCAAGCUGUGGAAGAGUAUGACUUCUCUCUUCGUUACUUAGAGCAUGCUCUACAGCUGAACAUCAAAUAUUUUGGUCCAGAAAGUUUAAAAACAGCAAUGACUCAUCACUUGGUGGCCAGAACACAUUCUUGUCGAGGGGAUUUCCGAUCAGCUUUACAGAGUGAAAAAGAAGCUUACUCUAUUUACAAGAGCAAGUUGGGUGAGAAUCAUGAACGCACCAAAGACAGCUCCGAGUGUUUGGCACAUUUAACAAAGCAGGCUGUCGUAGUCCAGAAGAAGAUGAAUGAGAUUUAUAAAGGAGAGAUUAAUUCCAUUUUACCACCCAUUCAGAUUCAACCACCGACUUUAGCUGGUGUCCUUGAGACAUUGAAUGUGAUCAAUGGCAUAGUGUUUGUUCAGAUAAGCCCUGAUGAAUUAGAGAAGUUUCGACAGGAAAUGAGCAGACGCCAGUCAGAACAAAAUGAAGGCGAGGAUACCAAGGCUGACAACUCUGGUGAAAAAAGCCUGAAAGGCGACGGGGACAAAACUGUAGCUAAGGAAGCUGAUAAAGUUAGCUGUAAUGGACAUGAUUCUUGUAACGGAUCUGUGAGUAAAGAGGAAAAGAAUGUGAACAACAGCAACACUGUCACAGUGGAUGGAAUAGCUCUGGCUUAAAGCAGUGUAGUGUUGGCCAAUUCUCUUGGACUAUUAUCAGAAUUGACAAAAAUGAAUUUGGGCUUCGUGUUCUAAGAUGUUGGUCUCAAGUGUGGGCUAUUUCGGUGUGGACCAUGUGGGUAUUGUUGACUGGAUUGCUGUCUUGUUGAAAUAUGUCCUUCAUAUAAAGUGUUAAUAUUAGUCAUUAUUUAUGUUGGCUAUUUGUUUUAAGAGAUCAACUUUUGUUCUCACGCAACUAUUGUACCUGAGCAUUAUAAUUAUACCAUGUUGUUACAAUAUGCAAUGCAAAACCCACACAACCCCGAAGAAUGUCAUCCGGAGCAUUCAAUUGUUGGUGUAUGAAAGUGGAUCAAAAGUUGCACCCAUGGUUGAUUUGUCUGACAUUGACACUUCAUGCUACUCAUACACAUCUCACUGUACACUAAAAUAUAAAGAUUCUCAUUUCAAACUGAAAGCAAAUCUCAACAUAUUCAAACACACACAUCUCUCUUGUAAACUACAACAUAAAGAUUCUCAUUCAGCCAAAUCUGGACAUACUAAAACCAACUCCAUUCAUAUGUUUUGAAUUGCGUAUUAAUUCUAAUGUUUGCAUUUCUAAACACAUUUUAGUUCUCCUUUUGUUUUGUUUUGACUUUAAUCACAAAUAAUUAAUUUUGUAUAUAUAUAUUUUUUUUUUUUUGCAUUGUGUGUGUGUGCGUUUUUUUUUUGUUUUUUUUUUUGAGUUUUCACUAGGUUAGACCAUUCCUUAGUGUAGAUCAUUCCUUUUGUAAUCUUUGGCUGUUACUGAACCACUGUGUAACUACUUCAGUAAUUGAACACAUAAUGUGAAUACAAGGAGAUAAUAGUGUUUUCUUUGUUAUAAGAAUGAUUUUGUUUUAUAUACACAAUUAUUGUGUACUUUUUUUUUUAUACAUGCUCAUUUUUCUUGACUACUCAGACAAUAUAGUUUUGACUAACCUGUUGUGCAGUUUGGCUCUCUCUGCUAAAUGUCAAAUAGCUUUCAAAAUUUGUAGAGUAGUGCUUGCUAUUGCAACAUUUAUCGUAAUCUACUUUAAUUUCCAACUUGCUAAGAUCUACCUAAAAUUAAAGCAGCUAGUAAAAAUAAAUGCAUUUUUUUUCUUCAUUGCCUUCCUUUAAAGACAAUGUAAAGACCAGAUCACAGAACAACUGACUUGAUGAAACGACUGAUUUUUGCUCAUUUUCUCAGUAUUUUAUUUGAUUUACGCCAUCAUAAUAGAUACCUAAGCAUAUUAUUAUUGAAAUGUUGAUACUGAAAUAGCAACAAAUUCAAAAUGAAAGAUAAAUUUCCUUUUCGACAUGUGUAUAUAAAUAUAUUGAUCUGUGAGUAGCGUGAGCUUGUACUGACGUGAUACAUUUAAAUCCAUAUUUCUAGUGCACAAUUCAUUAUAUCACCGUACUUCAUUUGUAUAACAUAUGUAAAUGCUCUAUAAUCAUUAAGAAUAUUCAGGAUUUCUUAACUGCUAUUUGAUUGUUACAACAGCAUUCUAUCAACAUAUCAAAUCGUAAGGGAAAGUAACUUUACUACACUUCUAGUAAGUAAUAUUGACAUUCAGAAAUUCUAGAAAAUUCAAAUGAAACAUUUAUUUGUGAAAAAGAAUUCCACUUGAUAUCUACAAACUUUAUAGCUAAAAUGAAGACCAUCAACAAAGUUAUUCUAGGUUGAGAAUGCUGUUGAAAAUAACCAUAUGUAUGUAAAUAGUUAUUUUAAAAGAAGUAUAUUAUGGCUACAGAGUACAUUUGUGGUCAAUCUGCAUGAGUCAAGUAUUUGUUAGUAUCAGCUAUUGAUCAGAGCUUACCUGUACAUAUGUUUGUGUGUGUGACCUGCUCAUUGUAAGUAUCUAGUACCAGAGUAAAAGCCUUAACUAAGUACCAGUUAUAGGAAAUACACCUAUUUUGUUUCUAAACACAUCCCAAGUAGGUCAAUGAGAAUACAAAAUAUUGCAGUGAUUGUCAACAUUUCAAGUUAACUUGGGUGGAUAGUUAGUAAUGAGGAGCACAUAUUGUCAUAACCACUAAAUAUGAAGAGACAAUAUCAUUUUAUAAUUCUCAGAUAAUCUCUGUUAUGUUCCAAGUUGAACUUUUGUGGAGAGUAUUCAAUAGAAAUUUUGGGGAGAAAAAAAAUUCCAUUGUAAGAUAUUGGGGGGAAAAAUGUGGAUAUUCACACUAAGAAAGUAGAUUUUGAAUCUCCACAUUAAUCAAAGCUUUCGACAGUCUUCCUUUCAGUUUCAUCAGAUCAUCACUCUUAUUUUUCAUAUCCAUUAUCAGACAACACUAACGAUGUAAAUCAUUUAACUCUAGAACUUUAGAUUAGAUCCUAAUUAGUUAUGUUGACUGUGUUGUGUGUAGACACAAAUCCAACAGUUUGUCUUAGUCUAAGUAUUGCAUGCUUGUUUAGCAGUCUUCUGCUCUUCAAAGAAUGCAAAGAACCAAUUGAUAGCAUCAUUGUGAUUAAAGAUUUAACUGAA
Messenger RNA from Biomphalaria glabrata, 6908 nucleotides. RefSeq names its product clustered mitochondria protein homolog. NCBI's taxonomy places the organism in Eukaryota, Metazoa, Mollusca, Gastropoda, Planorbidae. The transcript is spliced from 37 exons. Gene Ontology annotation, biological process: intracellular distribution of mitochondria. Gene Ontology annotation, cellular component: cytoplasm. Gene Ontology annotation, molecular function: protein binding; mRNA binding. The record is from RefSeq and is a predicted model, not a curated record. The coding region runs from base 361 to 4422 and encodes 1353 amino acids.